AAAAUUCAUGGCGUUAUGCGAUUCGUAAAUCCUAAAUCCCUAAUACCGAAGAAAAUUAAAAUAUAUACUAACAACAAAGCCUACAGAAACUGAUAUAAAACGCACGCAACACGCAGAAGCAGAUUCCAUCCCCGUCGGAGUCUAUCGGUGUUCAGUGCUCACUGGGAGAGAGAGAGAGAGAGAGAAAGAGAAAGAGAGAGAGAAUGGGUGGGGUAAAGGAAUUGGAAUCGAAGGAAGAACUUGUGAAACUUGUCGCCGAUGGGUCGCCGGCGGUUGUGCACUUCUGGGCGACUUGGUGCGAGGCUUCCAAGCACAUGGACCAAGUCUUCUCCCACCUCUCCACUGAUUUCCCUCAUGCCCACUUCCUCAGGGUUGAAGCUGAAGAACAACCAGAAAUUUCAGAGGCAUAUUCAGUGUCUGCAGUUCCUUAUUUUGUUUUCUUCAAGGAUGGUAAAACCGUUGAUACAUUGGAUGGUGCUGAUCCAUCUGCUUUGGCCAACAAGGUUUCCAAAAUUUAUGGGCAAAUAACUCCUGGAGAACCUGCUGCUCCUGCUAGCCUAGGAAUGGCUGCUGGGCCAACUAUUAUUGAGACAGUACAAAAUCUUGUUAAGAACAAUGGCGCUUCUCAAGUUGAGAGCCAAGCACCCUCUGGACUUAGCGAUGGACUGAAAACUCGACUAGGUCAGCUAAUUAAUUCCCACCCAGUCAUGCUGUUUAUGAAAGGAAGUCCUGGAGAACCUAAAUGUGGGUUUAGCAAAAAAGUUGUUGAAAUUUUGAAGAACGAGAAGGUCAACUUUGGAACCUUUGAUAUUCUGACAGACAAUGAAGUUCGAGAGGGAUUGAAGAAAUUCUCCAAUUGGCCAACGUUCCCUCAGCUCUACUGCAAGGGAGAGCUUCUUGGUGGUUGUGACAUUGUAAUUGCUAUGCAUGAGAGUGGUGAACUCAAGGAUGUUUUUAACGAUCAUGGGGUUGAAAUCUCCAGCUCGGACAAGGCUCCCUCAACUGAACCUGGUGAGGGGAAGGGUGGCAUUUCUCAGCCCUCGGGCCUGAGUGAAGCACUAACAUCUCGUCUGGAAGGCCUGAUAAAUUCAAGCCCAGUUAUGCUCUUUAUGAAGGGGAAACCCGAAGAGCCUAGAUGUGGGUUCAGUCGGAAAGUAGUGGACAUCCUUAACCAGGAGAAAGUAGAUUUUAACAGUUUCGACAUUCUCACUGAUGAUGAAGUUCGUCAAGGACUCAAAGUUUACUCUAACUGGUCAAGUUAUCCUCAACUGUACAUCAAGGGCGAACUUAUUGGUGGAUCUGAUAUUGUGCUGGAGAUGCAAAAGAGUGGAGAGCUCAACAAGGUUCUACUCGAGAAGGGUGUUCUCCAGAAAGAUACCCUAGAAGACCGCCUGAAGAAACUGGUAAAUUCUUCACCAGUUAUCCUUUUCAUGAAGGGUUCCCCAGAGGCUCCAAGAUGCGGUUUCAGCUCCAAGGUGGUAAACGCUUUGAAGGAGGAAGGAAUCGAGUUUGGAUCAUUCGAUAUAUUGUCUGACGAGGAAGUGAGGCAGGGGCUGAAGACAUUCUCCAACUGGCCAACUUAUCCACAGCUCUACUACAAAGGUGAGUUGGUAGGAGGUUGUGAUAUAAUCUUGGAGCUGAAAAACAACGGGGAGCUGAAAUCUACUCUAUCAGAAUAAUAAACACAGAGAGUACGAUCCGAUUUGCUUAUCUUAGUAGUUGAACAAUAUAUGCGGUGUUGGCAUGCUUUGGUUUAGUGUUCACCAUUUUUGGUUAUGUUUGUGGUCUUAACUCUUAAGUACUGUGUUUGAUUUUAGACAAAAGCUUAUCUCUGUCCAAGUGUGGGGUGUUAAUCAUUUUAGCGACAUUUUAUAUCAUACUCGUAGCUUUUUCACGAAAAUAAAUUUAUUUAGUUGUGAG
Molecule: messenger RNA, 1920 nt
Organism: Ipomoea nil (Japanese morning glory)
Lineage: Eukaryota; Viridiplantae; Streptophyta; Magnoliopsida; Solanales; Convolvulaceae
Product: monothiol glutaredoxin-S17
Exons: 3
Coding region: 204-1679 (491 amino acids)
Source: RefSeq, a predicted model, not a curated record